AUGGAUGUCCAAUCCAUGAUUCUUCACCUUAGAGAACUAUUUGAUAAGGAGGGGCACAUUGAAAGUUAUGAGAUCUCUAAAGAACUAUUCCGACGCAAGAUGGCAGAAGAUAGUUCUGUUAGACCCCAUGUACUAAAGAUGAUUGGACUCAUCGAGAGACUUGGACAAUUGGGAUCAGCAAUGGAUCAUAAGCUAAGUAUAGACUUAGUUCUACAAUCUCUUCUUAACAGCUUUAGUCAGUUCGUGUUGAACUUCCAUAUGAAUCGAUUGGAAGCCAUGCUUUUUGAACUUCUGAAUAUGCUAGACAUGGCAGAAAGGUCCAUCAGGAAAGAUAAGGGAUCAUUGCUUUUUGUUUCUUCUUCCAAGGCUCAUAUGAAGCAAUAG
Molecule: messenger RNA, 384 nt
Organism: Theobroma cacao (cacao)
Lineage: Eukaryota; Viridiplantae; Streptophyta; Magnoliopsida; Malvales; Malvaceae
Source: RefSeq, a predicted model, not a curated record